Molecule: messenger RNA, 1514 nt
Organism: Olea europaea var. sylvestris
Lineage: Eukaryota; Viridiplantae; Streptophyta; Magnoliopsida; Lamiales; Oleaceae
Exons: 1
Coding region: 359-1240 (293 amino acids)
Source: RefSeq, a predicted model, not a curated record
GAUUACUCUUGGAAGGGAUUGGUGACAACUAUUCGACCACGUGUCCACUUUCUAGAACUUAAACAAUAUGCAUGUAGACCUACGUGUCCCGCUUUCGGAUCCAGUACUUGCAACUAUACAAAAUCUGAUUGGUUACUGGGUGGUGGUCGGACUUUACUUUUCUCCUAUUCGCCGCUUUAUGCUGCUUCUCCUUGUCCUUCCGCCACGUUUCCUACUCCUCCAGCCAAUUACCUCUCUUACACGUUCGGAUCCCUUCACGCGUGUCCCACAUUCUCCAUUAUCAUUUUCUGUAUAAAGCUUAGGUUACUCUUCUUCCUGUUGUGUAUUUCCUCUACGUGGUGAGAAAUUUGGAGCGAGAAUGGAUGGAAGGGAUGGGUGUUGUAUUGCAAGACAUGCUGGGAGUGUGAGUGGGUAUGGCAUGUCGAAAAUGGACCGGAUAAUGCAGAGAUUCCGGCCCAUAGCGCCGAAGCCGGCUGCCGCAAUUGGGUCGUUUUCCAGCGGCAGCGGAAGCAGCUCCGCCGUAGCGGAAAAGGCCGAUCUGAGCGUUAAAGCUGAGAUUGGAAAAAGACCGUGUGAAAAUUAUAGUGCAAGUAACGCAAAGAACAGAUGUACCAUGAGAAAAAGGAAGGCUUCAUCUGAAGAUAGCGAGGUCAAUGGUAGAACAGCCUCCAACGAGUCAAUUUCCGGAGGUGACACGGUGGUGACGCUGCUGUUAUUGCCGGAGACCCCUGAUGUGAAGGAAAGCUCCAAAAGGGAGCCACAGAGUUCACCUCUAUGGCUAAGUUUUGGGAAUGAAGAAAAACACGUUGGUCACGGCGUGGAGAACCCUCCACCGGCGGUGGUCGGAUCAUGGGUGAAGGUUGAAUGCAUAACUGACGCGUGGGAGCAUUGUGAUGUUUACGGACUAGGGCAUACGGACGAGGAGAGAAUGAUGAAUCUUUAUCUCGACACGUGUCCAGGGUUCGUAUCGGACGGUCUGAACAGGGUGAAGUGGACGAAUUUAGCCUACAAGAAGAUGGUACAAGGUGAGGCGGCGGCGGCGGCGGAGGAGGAGGAGGUGUGGUUGGUGAUAAACAAGGGGGUGGCGCUGCCCGUGGGUUUGGCCUCUUUCACAUGCUGGGUGAAGGUGGUGAAAAAUCCCACGAUUUCUCUCAUGGUGCCAUGUGAUGUGUGGAGAAUGGAGCGUGGAGGUUUUGCAUGGAGACUUGAUGCAAAGGCUGCCCUAUCUUUGGGUUCAUAAAUGCUAAUUAACUUUCGACUUUGAAAAAUGCCGGAGUACAUGUCACUAUUCAUAGAAGGGCCUUAGAGGCAACUGGACAGGUUGGUGGGUCCGACCUGUAUUAAAAAAAAAUAUUUCGCCCUAUACGUCUAGCAUUACUGAUUAACUUUGGUGAUCCACUUCUUGAAGACGGUACUUGUGAUGCUAUUACGGCAAAUUAACCCUUGUGAAUUGUUUCGUUUUUUCUCUUUGGAUUUUGAAUGAGAGUACGAAAUCGGUUUUUGAAGUUUGAUCC